This is a messenger RNA of Protopolystoma xenopodis, 929 nucleotides long. The record is from the annotation of a GenBank genome assembly. NCBI's taxonomy places the organism in Eukaryota, Metazoa, Platyhelminthes, Monogenea, Polystomatidea, Polystomatidae.
GUCCCGUCAGUAUAAUGCAGACAUUAAGGGAUAAAGCUUAUUUCCCUAUAUAUGCGGAUAAAAGAUCAUUUAACAGAAUAAAAAUUACAAUUGUUGGCGCAGACCAAGUUGGGAUGGCUACUGCCUUUAGCCUAUUAAUUAAGGGCAUUCCAAAUGAAGUGGCUAUAAUUGAUCUUGAUGUCGAUCGGGUUGAAGCUGAAGUGCAAGACUUAGCUAGUGCAAGACAAUUUCUUCCAAAAUCAGACAUUUACGGAGGAUCAAAUUUCAAGCUCUCUUCUAACUCCAAUAUUGUGAUAAUCUGCACUGGAAUCUCAAGAAGUGAAAAUGAAACAAAUAUUAACCAUAUACAGAGAAAUGUUGACGCUUUUAAAAGUAAACUUGAGCUUUAUUUAGCAUUUAUUUUUGCAGGGCUAGUGCCACAUAUUGUUGAAAAUAGUCCUAAAUGUAUGAUAAUUGUUCUAACAAAGCCAGUGGAUGUUAUGGCAUACGUUGCUUGGAGAAUAAGUGGAUUUCCAAAAAAUCGUGUAUUUGGCCUUGGCACUAUGCUCGAUUCGGCUAGAUUUCGCAUUGCUAUAGGUCAAAAACUUGGGCUUAAUGCGAACAUGGUUCACGCCUAUAUAUUUGGAGAGCAAGGAGAGAGAGCAGUUCCUAUUUGGAGUACCUUGGCAAUUGCUGGAGCGAAACUGAGAUCAAUUUACCCAGAAAUAGGCACAAAUCUUGAUAAGGAGGGAUACGUCCAAAUUCCAUCUAUGCUUGUGGAAACUGAAAAAAAAAUUAUUGCACAUAAAGGCUCUAGUUCCUGGGCUUUGGGUCUCGCUGCAAGCCUCGUAUGUGAAGCAAUUUUGGGUGAUUCAGACAAAAUAUACACUAUUUCAACCCAUGCUAAGCACGAAGGAAAGCUCAUGAACAAACUAAAGCUAGAACUCUGA